Solanum verrucosum is the source of this 2488-nucleotide messenger RNA. RefSeq lists its product as uncharacterized. The coding region runs from base 23 to 2440 and encodes 805 amino acids. The record is from RefSeq and is a predicted model, not a curated record. Lineage: Eukaryota; Viridiplantae; Streptophyta; Magnoliopsida; Solanales; Solanaceae. The transcript has 8 exons.
CUUUGCUGGGCAAAGCUUUAUUAUGGAACCGGAGUUGGUUUCUACAGAAGAAGUGGUGAAUGCAUUGCUGGAAUACUUAGUUGGUCCUCGGUUGCCUUUGAAAUCGUCUGCCUUUAAGGAACCUCCCACUCUUUCUCAGCAGCAGUCUGUAGCCAAACAGUUGCAUGCUGUUGUGUUACUUUACAACUACUACCAGAGGAAGGAAGAUCCGCAGGCACAAUAUUUAGAAUUUGAAUCAUUUUGCAAGUUGGCCAUGACUCUGAAACCGGCUUUGAUGUCAUAUAUGAAGUUCAUGAACCAAUCAGAUCUAACUUCCUCCAAGGACAUGAACAAUGAUCUCUCGGUGACUGAAAAAGCAAUCCAAGAUGCGUGCAACAUAUCUUGCGCUUUGGAUGCCUCAAAAGAUGUUCCAGCUAUCAACAAAUGGCUAAUUUCCAAAGUUUCUGUCUUAUUACUAGACUCUAAGAAAGAAACUUGUUUUCUGAAUUAUUGUUCUGUUACUGAAGGGGUCUGGUCUCUCAUAGAAAAAUGUCUUGAGCUUCCCACUGCUGAAAUAGAAGGUACGGUGGAGAGAAGAAAGAGGCAAACCAGUAUGAGACCAGUGACAGUAGAUCAAAAAGAUGAUGACUCUGGCUUUCAGCAACUUGCAUUUUUGGCUGUCAAGGAUGCAACUGGUAUUUCUAAGACUGACCUUGUGACUUUGGAGAAGCAUGUGGUAUAUUCACUCACAAAAGAAAAGACAGCGUCUUGCUUUUACAUUAUGCAAAGUACCCGAUCAAUCAAUCAAGACAUUCUAAUUUCUGUUAAGGAGAUUAUUGAGAGCUUACAGGGUCCAUUGGUGAAAAGGAGUUCUGGUAGUUGGUCUGCUACAGAAGUAGUUGAGUACUUUCAUCUGCUUCCCUAUGCCAAUAUCAUAGCAACCUUUUUCCUGAGGGAGGUUUUUGGUUUGGAGGGCUCAAAUACCAGAAGCCAUGAGGAUAUAACAGGCAAUUGUAAAAAAGAAAUUUCUGAGAGCAGAAUCUCAUUGGUUGAUCAAAACUCGGGCAAUGUAAGCAUCAUGACUGCUAUAGGUUCAGAAAGUGCUUGCAGUAAUGUGGCCAAUGAUGUGUAUGACAGAAAGGUCAACCCUGCAGACGCUUUUGGUGCAGAAGUUGUUGCCGACAGUGGGUGUGAAAGGAAAACAGGGGACCAGAAAGAUUUUGGGAAGGAAAAUGGUCUGCAUCAUCACCACGAAACAGUGAGGACCCAUGGGAGAUUUAGUGGUAAAGCCAAAAAGACAAGUGCUAGUAAUGGAAACCAGGGCGUUGAGGAGAAGGUUAAAAAGAUUGAAGGAAAGACGCCUGAUGAAAGUUAUGAAGCUUUAAUUGGAACCAAGUCAGAUAGUAUAAACCUUGAAAUUUCAGAGGCAAAACACGGUGAUGGUUGCCAUGAAAAAGUUGGCCAUUCUACUGUUGGUCAAGAAGCAACUGCGGUAGGUGGCCCCGAUAAUAUAUGGAAAAGUGAAGAAGCAGGAAGCGAUGGUUCAAUUAAAAAUACAGGAAUUGUAGAUCUCAGUGGUAAUAAGCUAACUAAUGUCAACUUGAAAUGUUUAAAUGAUACAAGUAACAAGGUACAACAUGAAAAUAGCAGAGACUAUGAGGAUUCAACUGUAAAAGAACUGCAUGCUAUCAUCAAUCACCCAAGGACACCAGAAGAGAAAACUGAGGAGCUGGUGAAGUCCACCAAAGGCUGUGAAAUCAAUGAUUAUAAUGAUAUGGAGUUAGCUGGUGCUCAUCUUGAAACUUUGGAGGUGAAAACUAAUGAUGGUCAUCACUUUUCUAGUUCUCCUACUAGGCCUCAGAGGAUGGAAAUUGAUGCAUGUAUUCCCUUCUCCAAAAAUGGAAAUAACAGCAAGGAUUGUGAGCUCAUCAAAAAAGUUUAUCAUCAGCAGAAAAAGAGGACGAGGGAGAGUGGUGGAGAAAUCAUUGGAAGUGGUAUAAUUGGCAAGGCAGAAAGAGCUGAUGAGGUGAAGGCUGAUAAAGACAACCUUUCCACUAUCUCACCCAAUCGAAAUGGGAUUUCUGUGGCACAUACUCGACUUGUUCCUUGCAAGCAUGAAUCUACAGAUAUAGGCGAUUUACAAACUGUUUUGGCUUCAAAAGAGGAGGCUUUGACAAAAAGUUCGCUUGAAGUUCUUCUUCAAAAACGACAGAAACUGUAUGAUCAACAGCUUAAACUUGGAGAUGAAAUUGCUUCAUGUGAUAAAAGUAUUGAGAGAAUCUUAGAUGGUGGCAAAGAUAGUUUGGCUCUAAAAAUAGAUACGGUACUGGCCUUCUGUGAUGAAAUGUGCUUGAAGGAUAGAGCUUCUAUCCAAGAAGACAGCAAUCAACAUCACGAAGAGUUUGGCUUGAUUCAACCAAUGAGCGGAAGGAAAUUGUCCAAAGCUGUACACACUCCAUGAUGUGCAUGUCAGGCAUGUUUUGGCAUCAGAACUUACUUAAAUUUUAUG